AUGGCAUGGCUAGCCACACACGGUGUGUGGGAUGUUGUCGUGCUUCAGGAAACACACUGGGGCAUAACAGAAGACUUCAGCAGUGGUGAGUGGAGCUGUGUCCACAGCUCUGGCCAUUCCGCAAAGGACGGCCCGGACAAGUCGGCGGGCAUCUUGAUUAUGGUGUCUCGCAAGGCCUUCCGCAACAUUGCUACCCAAGAGCAUGUCCCAAGCAGACUUCUGCAAGUUAGGGCGUACCACAACCAAAGCCAGCACAACGUCGACAUACUAGGCCUUUAUCAGCACGUACAUCGCACCACCUUGAGUGCCAGCCAAAAUCGAAGACUCCGCCAGGGAGUCUGGCACGCACUGCAGCAAACCCUUGACACUUUACCAGCCAGAAAUAAGGUCAUCUUGGCAGGGGAUUUUAACUCGACCCUUAGUCAAGCCCCUCCGGGUGUAGGCCCCUCAGUUCCACACCCCGAUACCCAUGAUAACCACGAUGCCACACUGCAGCAAUUGCUCCUGGACUACGAGCUGUGUGCGCUCAACACAUGGCACGCGCGGCCAAAGCACACAUUCUUCAGCACCACCACCCGAAGUCAACUGGACUAUCUCAUUGUGAAGUGCACUGAUGCUGGUGCAACAGCAAAGUUAUCAGCCCCCUUGACAGCAUUCCCUGUGACCGGUGACCGGUUGUCCAACCAUAUCCCGGUGCAGGCUUCGCUGCAGCUCCGACCCUUACGGCAUCAACCGAAGGACCGGCAGGCACAACCGGCCUUCGACAAAGCCGCCCUGCAUCAAGCCAUUGAGUCUGGUGCACCACAGGCCAGCAUGCUGCAACAGGCGGUCUCCGCCCGUGUCGAGGCGCUACCAGCGCCAGCCUCAAUCAACUCACUGCAUCACGAAAUAAACAGCAUCCUGCUGCAGGAGACCUGCAGGCUCUUCCCACCACAGGGACGAGCAGACCACCGGGUCAGUGCUGAUCCCGGCUUUAGGGCCAGUGCUGCUAGAACGUGGUCUCUUUACCGAGCAGUCAAACGGCCAGGUGUUGUCACACUGGCCAACAUCCUGCAGAGGUGGCGUGUUGUGGCAUGUUUUCACAAAGCCUCCAAGGAGUUAAAGCAACAGAGUAGACAGCUAAAGGUUGCCUUCCACCGCAACCAGCUUCAUCAAGCUGAAGAAGCAGCCUCAGCUGGCAACUUAAGAGAGCUUUUUCAGAUCACUCGUCGACUAGGGCCCCGCAAGGCUCGUGUUGCAUCCCGCCUCAAAGACGAGAAUGGCAACAUCAUGACAGAGCAGGCUGAACUAGCUACCGUCAUGAAAUAUGGUCAGGAAACCUUUGCAGCUAUCCCAGACAGCAGACAACAGCUUCCUCUCCUUGAGGACCUCACCUUUGGCCCGGAUGAGAUAUGGCACGAGCUCUCCCAUCUAAAGCACCAGAAGGCCGUUCCGAGCCACUGCGCCCCCAGUGCAGUCUGGAAGCUCUGUGCACAGGACCUGUACCAACCACUGAGCACGGCUCUCAACCUCCACUUCAAGGCGGGAUGUGCAGAUGCCAUCCACCGUGUGCAUCGCCACUUCGACGAGGUCGAACAGAUCAUCCAGAAAAAUCAGAGCAAUAGAUUCACCAUGCGGCAGGGACAUGUCCCGUCGCGCUGUGCAGGAGGUGCUUGCCUUAGCCUGGACCUUUCAAAAGCAUUUGACUUUGUCGAUCGGAAUCAUCUGACCGACACCCUGCUCGAACAGGGGAUACCUCCCAAUGUCGUCGCUGCGAUCCAGCAGCUCCACAAGCAGGCGAGGUACCACUAUGAUAUCAGGUCCCGUCAAGGAUGCACGAUCACCACAAACGGCAUCAAACAAGGCUGCCGAGUGGCGCCGGCGCUCUGGCUCUGCUACAGCAUCUCUGUUCUCCAGGCUCUCGCCAGGCAGCGGGACCUAGGAUGGCUGCACCGUAUCAUCACCUUGUUUGCGGAUGACUGGUGCGGGGUUAUCCUUGAUAAACUAGCGAAUCUCAUCCUCAGUCGUGACCCCACUUACAGCAUCACGGGAGCCAACAUUGUGGUCAAUGCUGACGUUCACACCAGCCUUCGCGACCUGCAGGUGACUAUGCAAUCAAUCUCCGAAGGCGCAGCCUCCCAAGCGGCCGCCGAGGAAUCCACCGAAGCUGUAGAGUGCCCACACUGCAAAGCUCGGGUUCUUAACUCGCACGCCCUCUCAAUCCAUAUGUCCCUUCGCCAUCAGGACAUUGAGAAGCCUGCUGCAGAGAAGUGUCGCUUCGACCCAGUGCGACACUCAAUUGCCGGCAUGCCUACGUGUAGGCUCUGUCUCCGCAACUUUACAAAAUGGCAGCAGCUAAAGCUACACAUCACCCGGAAGUCAUGCCCUGAACUAGGCAUCUUCCAAGCAUCCCACAAACACCGGGCAAGGCAGCUGCACCGCACGAUGCAGAGCCAGGAAAAAGUGCGACUGCACUUCCGGAUGAAUUGUCGCCAUUCCACACAAUGCGUGGUUCUGAAUCAGCUAGCUCUCGCUUAUGAAUUCUGCAAGCGGGGCAUGCACCAACCACUGCUGGAUCAGGAUGGCUAUGGCGGAUUUGGAAGCGAGCAUCUUCGAGCAUUGCAUGCCCACGGGGGCGGCAAAGGCAGCUCUCGGAUCGGAGUCCCAACCGGACACCUUGAGUCGGGCAGCACAGGCCCUCCAGGGAGCUCCACAGGGGGGGAAGCGUCCGCGGGGCCCAGGCUGUGGCAGCAGCCCCGGCAUCAGCCACAUGCACCUCAGAUGCCACCUCAGAUGCCUCCACCCUACCCAACAGCCGAGCAUCAGAUCGACAUUCUCUCCAAGCUAGUCCUCAAACACGAAGAAGCACUUCACAAUCUCCGCAAAGAUACCGCCUAUGUGCUAUUCUUUCGCCAAGACGAGAAAAGCUUGGUGCCGAAUCUGAUGGAGGUGGCCAGGCAGUGGAGAGAGAAGGCAGCAUCGGCAACACCGGAUCCAGGCCUGCAAUCUCCACUUCGAACGGUGCUGAUCAACUGCUUGCUCAAGGAACUGCUGCAGCGCACCCAACGGGUGGUUGCAACAGAGGCCGGACGUGCGGACUUGCAGAAGAUGGGCUGGCUCGACUCCCAGGGCCACUGGACCUACCUCAAGUGGAGUCCACAACAACGCCGCCUGGUGCUCAACGAGGCCAAAUCCCCGAUCACACACGACACAAUGGUCAAGACCAUAACCGAACUUCAAGCCAGUAUGACGGGGGAAAUAAUACACCGCUUCAAAUCCAAGCAACCGAUGUGGGCGAUCGAAGAAGAAGGCAGCUCGCAAGCUGUCUUCGAUCUGGAGAUAGCACUCCGGGGUGCCACAUCAGACGAAGUCCACCAGAACUUCGGGAUCUUGGCGGGGAGUGCGGUCACAAACCUGAUUGGGCUCUCGAUGAAGCGAGACGACAGGCACAUCCUCCCACACGUCUUCCGGACCAUUCCGACAGCGCCGAUAAAUGCCAUGGCAGAGCUUGGCUUCUUCUUGAUGGGGUGGGCCCCCUAUGUAAUCCGAGCCCUCAUCACACAUCAUGGCGAGCACCUGGCCACAGGUCACUACCGAACUCUGAUUCGCGAGGGGGAAACUUACUGGCUUCAAGACGACGCCCGCAGGGCGGUAAAAGCAUCAGAAGCACAGCUGACCGAUGCCUCCUCCUGUGUGUAUCUCAUGCUCUUGAUCAGAAAAACAGCUGCUGAAACUGCCACCGUAGCUCCUAGCUCAAGCUCAGUAGCACUCCGACGAAGUCUCGAUGAUGCAUUCGCCGCCCACCAGCCGGAACAUGAACUGGUGGCUCGAGCAUCGUCUAUUUGCCAUGCAACUGCAAUUGAUGACUCUGGAAGCCCAGAUCGAACUGACGAAGUCCAGAUUGGCAAAGCUGGAGCAGAAUCCAGCACUACAGGUGCAGGUGCAGCGAGCACCUCGGACGAAACCACAUCCAGUGCAUAUGCCUCGUCCAAGCACUCCGAAGGGAUUUCUCCACACUCUAGAUGA
Messenger RNA from Symbiodinium sp. CCMP2592, 4005 nucleotides. Lineage: Eukaryota; Dinophyceae; Suessiales; Symbiodiniaceae. The record is from the annotation of a GenBank genome assembly.